CGCACCACUCGUCAGGAGCGGGCGGCUGCGACUGCGCCUUGGGCAGCCGUCCGGGCCUAGAACCAUGAGAUCCGGGGGCGCGGGCUGCUCUGCUAGGCUGCUGCUGACAGUCGGCUGGCUGCUCCUGGCGGGCCUCCAGUCAACGUGCGGGAUUAACGUCACCGCGAUCCAAGAUCCCAGCUUGGCCCGCGAAGGCGAGGGCGAACCGGAGGGCGAUGAGGAGCCCGAGAAUGACAGCGAGGCGGAGAACGAGCCCCAGGCUGAGCCCGAGGAUGAUAGUGAGGGUAUUGGUAUUAGAGAAGUUAUAUUGACAAACGGAUGCCCUGGUGGUGAAUCCAAGUGUAUCGUACGAGUGGAAGAAUGUCGUGGACCUGUAGAUUGUGGCUGGGGAAGACCAAUUUCAGAAAGCCUUGAACGUGUUAGGCUUGCAUGUGUUCAUACAUCUCCUGAAAACCGUUUCAAAUAUAUUUGGAGACUUCUAAGGCCAGACCAGCAAGCCAUUAUACUCGCAAAUGAUUCAGCAAUCCUAGAAGUUCACAGGGAUACUCACCCCAAGGCUUUUGAGUGUGAAACAUUGGACAAUAAUGAAAUAGUAGCAUCUAUUAGAUUCACAAUCUAUACAACAACUGAAUUACAGAUGAAAAGAGCAAGCCAACCAGACACUGAUGCAGUCCUAGUUUUUGUGCUCACCAUAGGAGUUAUUAUCUGCAUAUUUGUGAUCUUUGUACUGAUCUUCAUAAUUAUAAACUGGACGGCAGUCAAAGAUUUCUGGGGGGCAAAGGCCUCAACAACUGAGAUACAGUCUGAGCUGAGUUCAAUGAGAUACAAAGAUUCAACUUCUCUUGACCAGUCACCAACAGAUAUACCUGGACAUGAAGAUGAUGCUUUAAGUGAAUGGAAUGAAUGAUGCAUGGAUGAUGUAUAACAAACCAAAGGAGAUCAGAGCAUAUCAGAUUCAUUAUUAUAAAAAUAAAAUAUAUAGUUAAAUACUUUAA
Messenger RNA from Capra hircus (goat), 995 nucleotides. RefSeq names its product sperm acrosome associated 1 (gene SPACA1). The record is from RefSeq and is a predicted model, not a curated record. Gene Ontology annotation, biological process: acrosome assembly. Gene Ontology annotation, cellular component: acrosomal membrane. The coding region runs from base 65 to 907 and encodes 280 amino acids. Lineage: Eukaryota; Metazoa; Chordata; Mammalia; Artiodactyla; Bovidae. The transcript has 6 exons.